UUGAACAAGAUUCGCCGCAAUUGCAGUCGACUACGUGUCUAGGAAAUGCCUAGCGGUCCCUGUAUCUCAUGUAGAAAAGGUUCAAUUUAUCGGUACCACGCGUUCCAUUUCAGGAUUCAAAAGACGCUAUACUCGGCUAGAAGCCUCCGCACGGGAAAACCCAAAAGUAUGCCGCACAUUUUUCUCAGGACUGGUAUUGUUGAUCAAGUAAACACUGACUAGAACUGCGUGUGUUUACAUACACGGGCCCACUAUUCAAAGCAAAAAGGUUAUCAAUUCAUCGCAUUGCGUGCGAAAGCCAAUCCUCCAUUGGGCGAUCCUUCGCCAGUAUCACUUACAUCAUUGUCAAGUUCAGUGUUUUCACUCAAUCAUGAAAUCCUUGGUAUAUAAUCUCCUCCUAUUACUCGUCGCACCCAUCGAAAGUUCCGCUCUCCAGGUGAAAUCGGAUGAACAUCGUUACCGCUGCGGUCAACGUCCGAUCAAUGCAGUUGGUGUCAUCACUUCCGGCCAGUCCGCUAGAGCUGGGGAAUUUCCGUGGCACGCUGCCAUCUACCGAACGCAGCAGCUGGGAAGUGCAUACAUCUGCGGCGGAUUUCUCGUUAGCGAUCUAAUGGUUAUAACGGCAUCCCAUUGCGUUACCGCUCCCAACGGGUACCAGGUGGCGUCGAAUGCGAUCUCCGUCCGGCUGGGAAUGUUUAAUCUUCUCACUGUUAAUAAAAACACACAAGACCAUCGUGUGGAAAAAAUCUAUCGGCACGAGAACUACACUGCCAGUUCGUAUCGUCACGACAUUGCGCUUCUUCUGCUGCAAACUGUCGUUGAGUUCAACGAAUACGUUCAACCAAUUUGCUUAUGGAACACGGACGAAUAUGGUGAAGGUAGCAAUCUUCUAGGGUACGUAUCGGGAUGGGGUUUGACGGAGUAUGAUUCACUCGCCAACACACUGAAGUCGGCCACGAUACCAAUGGUAAGCUUUUUGGAAUGCCUUGAAAGCGAUCGUAACUUGUUCGCUGAAGUUCUUUUCGAUGGAAUGUUUUGUGCUGGAUUAAGGAACGGAACCAAUGUGUGUAAUGGUGAUAGUGGAGGUGCGUUUGCUGUGAACCACAAUGGAAGCUGGAUCGCCCGUGGAAUAAUCUCCUUCACUGGAAUAAAAGAUGGCAGUGCGGCGUUGUGUAACCCGAAAAGUUUCGCUGGAUUUGUCAAUAUGCCCCGAUAUGUGGAGUGGGUUGAGAAAGUGGCGAACCUGGAUCGAUUCGUAGCCGUUGAUGAUUCCACAGACAAUAGCGUUGAGCAAGUUCCUCCCUCAUCGGACAGUACCAUAAUACCACCCGUUUUGUAUGGAAGAAUCAGUGCGAAAAAAUGCAUCGAAUACCAGGGCGGCCGUGGACACCCAACCCAGGACCUCUCGUACCUGGCGUAUGUUGCGAGAGAUACUCCAUUCAUGCGUGUGAUUGAUUGUUUCGCUAUAUUGAUAAGUGAGCGCUUUCUAAUUUCAACAGCAGAUUGUCGCUCACCAUCUUCUCCCGGGACCUUUUCUGGGGGGAAGCAAACCAUUGUUAUCGAGACGGAAGGGCGAUCGAAGGAGUACGAAAUAGAAAAUUUUCAUCAGCAUCCUCAAUUUAUUCGCAGUCCGACCGAAAAUAACCUCGCACUAAUUGAGAUGAAACGGAACAUAUCGAUACCAAGCAGCCAGUUUGUGUGCUUGUGGAGUGAAGCGAGUAUUGAUUUGAGAAAAGUAUUCCUCUACUCCGCCAUGAAUGUAACGAAACACUCGAUAGUGGAACCGGUAAAAUGCUUCAAUCAGCUGCUCGCUCCGUCAAUUAUGAUACAAAGUCCGGCGAAUGGAUUCUACCAUCUGGUGGGAGUAGUGGUCGACAGCACAUGCUCCAAGAUCAGAUUUAUCAGAUUGCCAAAAUUUGUUCCCUGGAUUGAAUCCAUUGCGUGGAGGAACGAAAAUCACACGCAAUGAAAAAUUCUAAACAUUUUAGAGAAAAAAAGCUAUAUUAAAUGCACAAUGCUCGUAAUUUACAGCCGAAACUGAUUUUUUAAUCGACAUAUCUUUCGUCUUUCCUUGAUAUAUUUAUUUCUUGAAUUACAUAGUUGAAUCUCUUGUGGCUUCAGGUUGACUUUCUACUAAAGCCAAUGCACAAUGGUCCAGGAGAUGCAUUUAAGUGGAAAUUAGCAUUUAGAGCUUGACAGUUAUUCUCUAGACAAAAACUGUCUUAGAAAAAGUUGUUACUCAUGAUAGAACGCUCGUUUUUAUGUUGUCAGAAAUAGGGUGACCAAAAUUGUCGAAAAAUCUUUCUUUCUGAUCUUCAUAGAUAGAGAGAAUCAUAGUUCGACAAUGUUGUAGCUCCAAUUAUUUGAAACAUCUUUGUAGAACGAAGCUUUUCUCUAUCUCUGGAAAUAACCGAUAUAGCGCCUUUUUUCUAAGUUACGUUAGGGUUACCACGAAAAAAAAACGGUUUUUUUGCUCUAACUUUUAUAUUUUAAAUUUUACAUGAAAACUGUCUUCGAAAGAUUUUUAGAGCAUACUAAUAUAACAAAAUGUCGAUGCAGAACUUGUAAAUAUCUCAACUUUACUCAAAGUUAUUGAUAUUUCUUCCCAAAAAACACGCUCUUUUCAUUUGUUUGUCAUUAUUUCUGGGGCAAACAUAAAAAAAGUUUGUUGACGGAAUUUGAUAGAACAAAUUUUUCACUCUAUGUAAUAUGCGAUUUUCAAAACUAUGUUAUUUUUUGUGUUUGAGUAAAUUAAAAUUGAAAUUAGAGUUUUUGGAUGAAAACCCAUCAAUAAUAACUUUGAGUAGAAUUAAGAUAUUGACAUGAGAUAAACAUAGUUUAACAAUGUUGCAGCCCCAGUUAUUUUAAACAACUGUGUAGAACAAAGCUUUUUUCUAUCUUUAAAAUAAUCGAUUUAGCGCUUUUUUCUAAGCUGCAUUAGGGUGACCAUGAAAAAACGUGUUUUUUCUGCUUUAACUUUUAUAUUUCAAAUUAUACAUCAAAACUGUUUUCGUACGACUUUUAGAGCUAAUUGACAGCAACAUUUUGCGAUGCAGAACUUGUCUAUAUCUUAAUCCUACUCAAAGUAAUUGAUGGUUUUUUACCCAAAAACUCAUGAUUUCAAUUUUGAUUUACUCAAACACGAAAAAUAACAUAGUUUUGAAAAUCACACAUCAUGUAGAGUGAAAUAUGCUCUUUCAAAUGCCGUCAAUAAACUUUGUUUAUGUUUGCACCAGAAAGAACGACAAACAAUUGAAGAGAGCGUAUUUUUUGUGAAGAAAUAUCAAUAACUUUGAGUGAAAUUGAGGUAUCGACAUGUUCCGCAUCGAAAAACGUUUGUCUUAGUAAGCUCUAAAAUCUUCUGAAGACAGUUUGCAUGUAGAAUUUAAAAUAUAAAAGUUAGAGCGAAAAAUAGUUUUAUUCAUGAUAAUCCUAACGUAACAUUGAAAAAAGGGCUAUAUCGAUUAUUUUAAGAUAUAGAGAAAAACUUUGUUCUACAAAGAUGUCUCAAAUAACUGGGACUACAACAUUGUCGAACUAUAUUUGCCUCUAUCCAUAAAGAUAACAAAGUUAUAUUUUUCAUUUCAACGACAAUUUUGGUUUUGGUUUCCGACAACAUAGAAACGAGCGCUCUAUCAUGAGUAACAACUUUGUCUAAGACAACUUUGUCUAAGACAGUAUAGAAGGAGUUGUACACUAUGAUCAGAAAGUACCGGAUUUUUUUUAUUGAAACGUACCGUGCAUGCGGGAACCGGUUUAUUUUUUUUUCUUCUUAUUUUGGAACGACCUUAAGACGCACAUCUGUCAGGUUUUAAUGCCAUCCGAUCAGUAGUCUGCCUGUACGUCGCAAACGACCGGAAAUGUGGGCCGACAAUUUUUCAUGAUAAUAACGAUUCUGUCAGCAGCGAUAACUGUUACAGCACAGAAUUUAUAUCAUUUAAUAUGGAUGCUUUCUACUAAGGAAAACUUUCAAUCUCACGCUGUCCGGUUAUUUUGGUUUUUUGGAAAUUCUGGAAAUAACUCUUUAAUAGGAAGUUCCAUCCAUCGGCCCUUUUCAGGGCAACCAAGAUUUGCAUGGUUUGUAUUGUUGAUCGGAGAUUUAUUCUUGCCCACGUGUUAUAGAUACACUAGCUGACCCGGCAAACUUUGUUCCGCCAUAAACAUUUUUUAAUGAAUAUUUUGGUCAUGAAAUAAAAAAUAAAGAAUGUAUUGCAAAUAAUGUGUUUGAAUGUUUUUAAGAUCUAUACAAUUAAUCGAAUGUAGAUAAAAUGAAACGAAUGAAAUGAUUCAAACAACGGAAGUGUCGUUGAUGAAAUCUUUAGGAAAGCGCUUUGUACAUUCUACAUUGUUGCAAGCCAUGAACCUGAAUUUUACCGAAUUAUUUGACCAAACAACAUGUAAAUACCAUCGAGCAAGCACCGUAUUCACAUCAUAUGGCCCCAUGCGGCUUUGUUUUGUUUUGUUUCCCAAGUCGAAGUUUCCACUUCGUGGAAAAAGAUUUCAGUCGAUCGAAGAGAUCAAAGAGAAUGCGACGAGGGAACUAAAGGGCAUCCCUUCGUCGGCCUACCAGGGAUGCAUGGAGCACUGGGUCAAGCGUUGGCACAUGAGUGUUGUGAAUUUUCCUGGAGUUUAACUCUAUUUUGUUUUAUUUUAAAACUAGCUGACCCGGAAAACUUCGUCCCGCCCACAAUUGCAUUUCCGAUUAAUAUAAUUUCGAACACUCGCGUUCCCGGAAAUUAUUUCUCUGUUCGCGAUCUAUAUUCGCAGUAUAUAAUUUCUUUUUUGGCAUAUACACCUGACACAGAUUGAGACAGAUCAAUCCUAAUACUGACUAUUCAAAUCCGUUGCUCCGUUUUUGAGUUAAAUCGUGAGUAACGGACACCAAAUCAUUUUUAUUUAUAUAGAUAUACAAAACAUGCCAAAAAUGAACUUCCAAUUUUUUCAGCUUUCCGAAUGGUUUUCAUAACUUUUUUAACAUAUACACCUGACGCAGACUGAGACACUUCAAUUCUGAUACUGACUGUUCAAAUUCGUUGCUCCGUUCUUGAGUUAAAUCGUAAGGAACGGACACCAAAUCAUUUUUAUUUAUAGGGUAAAUGAUCUUGGUUAGUCCAAUUUAGGGUGUUUUUACGAAACUAGUAAAUUCAAAUCGAUUUUUCUUCAUGAAAAUAACAUAUAAUCGAUACGAGUUUGGGUUUGUUGAAAAGCCCCAAGUCUCUAGUUGUUAAUAAUACCACAAUACCAUACAAUACCAUAAGGCGUUGAAAUUAUUCAAAUUUUUAUGUAUUUUAACGAUUUUCCUCAAACAAACUUCAGCGCGCCAAGCGGUUGCCAUGGAAAUCAUGUGGACAAAACAAUAUCAAUUAAUUGGACAACUCAUGAUCAGAAUUGAAGUCAUCGAAAUGCGUUAAUUUAAUGGUUUAGCUCUGAAAAUCUGAUUCAAAAUUCAAAACAUUGGACAAACCAUGGUCGUAUUUUCAACUGGACAAACCAAAAUCAUUUACCUUAUAGAUUCCCGGUAUUUUCUGAUCAUAGGGUAUUUCCGCAUGCGUCUUUUUCAGCGGGACACUCGAAAAUACAAACGACGCGAUUUUUUUUUUUGUGCAGUCAAACUCGCCAAAUGUUGAACACUUAAUCUAGGUAUGUUCAUAUAUUCUUGAUUUCUUCGUGAUAACAUAUAAAAUUACUGAAAACUCCCCAGCAUCACUCUAUAGUAACCAUCAAGCGUCAUUUCUUGAUAAAUUUAUUAUAUUAGACCAUUUGUAUUGUUCAUGAGAACAUUCAACCAUUCAUCCAUUCAACCAAUCGUGAGAUCAAGGCGCUUAGAAGUAUAUCCUAAGGUGGGCCAAUAUGCGAAAACCAUUCUGUAGCUAUUUUGAAAGUAUACCGUGUUUUGUUUGUAAACAAAACACAAUACGGUUGUGCGAAACCUCGCUUGUGAUCAGCCUGUCUCUUUCACGCUUCAAGUGAAUAAUUUUCCGUCUGCUUUCUUCCGUACUGUUUUCAUAUCUUCUUGAAUGGCGUUAACGUUCCCUGUGGCACUUUUGCCGUCUCAACAUAUGCAUUAACUAGCGUCAUUUAUUAAUACUUAUUUGAGAUUUCUUAAGCCAAAUAACACGCCUUGAAUGUAUUCCGAGGGGCAAGCUCUAGAAUACGCGUGACCACAGUGCAAGUCGAAGGAAAUUUCUCUGACGAAAAAUCCCCCGGCCAGAACGGGAAUCGAAGCCGAACACCCGGCAUGAUAAUGUGAGACGCUAACUGCUCGGCCACGGGUGCACACUGUUUUCAUAUACCGCUCCCCGAACAACUUAGAGACAAAACGGCCUAAUCUAGUAUCAUAUACCCGCCUUGCGUGAGGCAAAACGGUAAUGUAAAUCUAAGACAAGACGUGACAACUGGCUUCUUACUCUUCUUUCUGCAUUUUCGCCGACCAAGUGCUAGAUAACAGGGGAGCAAAAUGUGAAGGUUGCCAAAUGUUAUAAAAUUUCGGGAGAUUAUUUUCCCAUGAGAGAAAUAUAUGUUCUUUAUAUAAUGUAUUUUCUGAGCAUUACCCUUUUUUGUAUUAAUCAUUCAACUGAAUGUCACCUAUUUUAAACAAUUAACAUUUUCCUGUUAUUUUUGUACUUUGGUAAAAAAAUUAAAUGUGGAGAGAACAAAGAAAAUUAGGAAAAGUAGAUUUGAUAGCAGGAGUAUAUGUUGAAGUACAUGAAUUAAAUUUAUUGUUCAUUUUAUUUAUCAAGAGAUCGUAUACACUUCACAAAUAAAAUGAAAUGAACGACACGUAAUUGAACUUCGUUUUACGAGUUAGCGAAACGUCAAAGAUAAAAAUAGAAACAUAAAAAUAUUUUCAAAUAGAAACGAAAUAAUGAAUGAAAAUUAAAUUCUCCGUAUCGAAUUAGUGUUCAAUGUGAAUGGAAUUUUUUUUAUGUGGUAACAAAUUUCUUACAAAAAUAAUAUCUGAAUUAUAUUGAUUAUUAUAAUGAUAAGUUUUAGUGGGAAUAUCGGAAAGUGUAUAGAAAAUAGGUUAAAUUAGGGUAAGGAAGACGUGCUUCAGGUAAAUAAAUAACGCCAAGUAAAAUUCAUCAACCAAUCAGGAGCCGAGUUGCGAGUGGUCCGAGUUUGACAGAAAAAGUGGUCCGGAAUCGGCCCCCUAUUGUCAUGUCUCGUCUUAAAUGUAAAUAAGCUCAAUGACGAAAGCAGGGAUGCCAGAUAUGAGUAAAAUGAAUAUCAUAUUAUUCUAUUAUUUUUCUUCGAAGUUUUUCCAUUUGCAAGAAUUUCCAAGAAAUAUGUAAGAAGAGAAAAAAUGACUAUAGUCGCAUAUUCAAAAUUAUAAAAGGAUAAAAUUGAGUACGGUCACAUAUAUUAAAUUGUUCACAAAAGUGGACAUUUCAGUUACAUCGAAUUGUUGUCUUCGGUAUAUUUUUUCUUUUGUUGAUUUACACACUAGAAAACACCAACAUAAUUGAAUUUCAACUGUAGUUUUAUUUACAAUUGCAUAAUUUGAACAAAAACGUUAGAUGAUGUUCUUCAAAAAUUUCUGGCUCCCCUUCUAAUGGAAACGACAAUUUGAGGUUAUGGGAGUGUUCGACAAAUGGAAUGUGAGAAGAAUAACAGAAUCUAAAAAUGUAAUAUUUCAGUGUAACAUGACCCAGGAUGAUUGAAGAACUGUUAAAAAAUUAUAUCAGGUGUUGUGAAAAAUUAGUGGCAGUGAAAAAUUUGCAGCUGUUUUUAUUAUAAAACUUAUUUUGAGGAUGCACUUUUUUAUUUCUAUUUAAUGAAAAUUGUAGUGCCAAAUGAUCAUUGAUUACACUAUAUUUUUAAUCGCAUUUUCCAAUGGUAAAGGUUAUGUAAAUGUUUUCAAUUGGGCAACAUAACAUGUAACUUUCAGACGUAGAUGUUUUUGAAGAGAGUGUUUGGAAAACAACAAUUGAAAUUUAUUUGUAGCUAGAAUUUUUUAGACUGUUGAACAUCUGGAAAGUGUUGAACAUCAAAAAUUUUCGUGUCAAACACAAAAUUGAAUUCCAUGCCAAACCGAUAUAGUGAUUGUGAGAUUUCCAUAAAAGUUGGUAGUUUUAUUCCUCAUCAUCAAAUAUUAGACCCGUAUUUUUUAUUUUUUUUCAUCAGGGUGGCGAUUUCUAUUUUAUGGUGGUCCGAAAAAUCAACUUUUCCCCCUUUUUCCAAAAAUGACCUUUUCAAUAAUUCAUAACUUUUGAUCUACUGGACCGAUUGAGAUGAUCAAUAUAUCAACUUAAAGCUAAUGAGCUAGUUUUGUUUGAAAAAUAUUACACUUGAAAAAAAAAAAAGAUUUCGUUUUCGAAAUUAUUGAUUGUAAUUGAUUUUCAUGGCUUACAUGGUUUCGGAACUAAGGUCACUAUAUUUUUUAUAUUUUUUAUUGAAAGCUGAGGUUUUUUUACAUAACAUAUCCGAAUAUCAGAGAGAGUAUUUUUUUCAUUUUCGAGUGAUUUUGCAAAGUUAACAUGUUUUCAGUUUUCGUUCAAUAUGUCUAUGCACAGGACAACAUCUAUGCGUGUUUUAAGCGGCUUCAAAUUGGUAUAUCGACCAUUUGAAUCGCCCCGGUAGUUUAAAAGUUAUGAAUUUAAAAAAGUCAUUUUUCGGAAAAAUGGGAAAAAAAUAAUUUUUUGGGCAACCCUACAAUGGAAAAUGAUCACCCUAAUGAUGAAAAAUACGGGUCUAAUGUUUUCGUGUUUCGUGUCGUAUUUUACUCUAACUUACGAUAGUUAUUCAACAAAAAGUUCAAAAACUACCUUUUUUGACCCAUUUUCACCCCCAUCGACGGCAUUUGACGAAGUUAUUGGCCAUUGAGUUUUUCUUUACGAUUUUCUUAAGAUUUUAUCUCGUUACAUAAGUAUUGCGUAAGCCAAUUACUAGGUUCAUGCUUUGUCUUGUGAGUAGGUAAGCUUAUUUAAGGAAGCAAUAAUU
Messenger RNA from Toxorhynchites rutilus septentrionalis, 8940 nucleotides. Its product is annotated as ovochymase-2-like. Gene Ontology annotation, biological process: proteolysis. NCBI's taxonomy places the organism in Eukaryota, Metazoa, Arthropoda, Insecta, Diptera, Culicidae. The transcript has 6 exons. The record is from RefSeq and is a predicted model, not a curated record. The coding region runs from base 371 to 1969 and encodes 532 amino acids. Gene Ontology annotation, molecular function: serine-type endopeptidase activity.